Anopheles funestus (African malaria mosquito) is the source of this 987-nucleotide messenger RNA. RefSeq names its product S-phase kinase-associated protein 1 (gene SkpA). The transcript is spliced from 2 exons. The record is from RefSeq and is a predicted model, not a curated record. Gene Ontology annotation, molecular function: cullin family protein binding. Gene Ontology annotation, biological process: SCF-dependent proteasomal ubiquitin-dependent protein catabolic process. Gene Ontology annotation, cellular component: nucleus; cytoplasm. The coding region runs from base 165 to 653 and encodes 162 amino acids. NCBI's taxonomy places the organism in Eukaryota, Metazoa, Arthropoda, Insecta, Diptera, Culicidae.
UUGUCCAAAGCAAACGAUGUGGCCCAACCUCCUUUGUUCUGAGUUCGAUGUUUCAUUUCGUUUCCUCAAGCGCCUCGGGAUAAACACGAAGAAAAUCUUCUAGAAAAAGCGUAUUUCGAGUGCUUCCUAGGAAUCAAUAAUCAUCUCACCAACACACAUCCACAAUGCCCACCAUCAGACUACAAUCGUCGGACGGAGAAAUUUUCGACACCGAUGUACAGAUCGCAAAAUGUUCCGGGACCAUCAAAACGAUGCUGGAAGACUUGGGUAUGGACGAGGGUGACGAUGAGGUCGUUCCGCUGCCCAACGUAAACUCCGCCAUCUUGCGGAAGGUGCUACAGUGGGCCACCUUCCACAAGGAUGAUCCAAUCCCGGUCGAAGACGACGACAGCAAAGAGAAGCGCACCGAUGACAUCAGCUCGUGGGAUGCCGAUUUCCUGAAGGUGGACCAGGGUACCCUGUUCGAACUUAUACUGGCGGCAAACUAUUUGGACAUAAAGGGACUACUCGAUGUGACGUGCAAGACGGUGGCAAACAUGAUCAAGGGCAAAACCCCGGAAGAGAUUCGCAAAACGUUCAACAUUAAGAACGAUUUCACUCCGGCAGAAGAGGAACAGGUUCGCAAGGAAAAUGAGUGGUGUGAGGAAAAGUAGUGUGAUUAGAUCGUACGUGCGGAAACACAUUUCUUGAGUUUGCUGGUGAUUCAAUUUACACUACUUAUAGGCUGUAGGUUGUCUUGAUGAAGGGCCGGGAUGUUGCAUUAGGCCAACCAUGCUACGCAAAAUGCACUCACACGAGCUAUUGUCAUAGCGUACAUUUUUCUUUCAUUAAAUUUCAUUCAUUAGUUCAAAAUUUGGUUGUUUUUUCGUUCUCUAGAACCGCUAUCGGUUUUGAAUUAUUUUACUAUUUGACCCUCCCACGAUAUUGAAGUAAUUAGUUCGCGAUGCAGAACGAUUAAUAAACGUGUUUCUAACAUAAAACAGUAAA